Gigantopelta aegis is the source of this 3945-nucleotide messenger RNA. Its product is annotated as solute carrier family 23 member 1-like. Gene Ontology annotation, molecular function: transmembrane transporter activity. NCBI's taxonomy places the organism in Eukaryota, Metazoa, Mollusca, Gastropoda, Neomphalida, Peltospiridae. Gene Ontology annotation, biological process: transmembrane transport. Gene Ontology annotation, cellular component: membrane. The record is from RefSeq and is a predicted model, not a curated record. The transcript has 14 exons. Bases 165 to 2060 code for a protein of 631 amino acids.
GACAUUUUCACUUGAGUGGACACAGAAAUUACCACGUCAGGCGCUACUGUUGUAUACAUGUGUGUCUUUAAUAUACAGACACUGGCUCAUCGGUCACUUGUACGUUUAGGCGGUGUUCGGUCACUAGUACUUUUAGGCGGUGUUCGAGUUAUCCUUGACAAUAAAUGGAUAGUGUCAAUAUAGAGGUGGUUGAAGAUGCAAAGAGUCUACCUCCCAAGCAGAGGAACAUGCUGUAUACGGUUGAACAAUGUCCACCUUGGUAUCUGUGCAUACUUUUAGGUUUUCAGCAAUUCCUGACAGCAUUUGGUGCCACAUUCUCCUACCCAAUCCUGAUGGAGACAUAUUUCUGCAUUACCAACGCUGAUGGUGAGGGCGAUAUAGUUGGACAGAGUGAGCUCAUUGGCACAGUGAUCUUUGUGGGUGGCAUUUCCACCCUAAUCCAAACCACAGUCGGUAUCAGACUGCCCAUAGUUCAGAGUUGCAGUUAUUCCUUCAUUCCACCAAUCAUCGCACUGAUGACGACAAAACAGUGGAGCUGCCCAUACACAGACACAUCGUAUAAUCAAACCUUACCAGAAUAUGGCAGCUCGGAUCACAAAGCAAUGUGGCAUGCAAGAAUUUCCGAGGUUUCAGGUGCAUUGCUUGUAGCCUCUGUGUUUCAAGUUGUGAUUGGGUUCAGUGGACUGCUGGGAUUGUUGCUCAGAUUCAUCGGGCCACUGACAAUAGCCCCAACUAUUGCUCUCAUUGGUUUAUCCUUGUUUUCAGCAGCUGCUGAUAAAGCAUCCAAGCAAUGGUGGAUUGCUUUGCUCACGGUUGUUCUGAUAGUUAUUUUUUCUCAGUACUUGAGAAAGGUUAAUGUUCCCUGUUGUCAGUUUGUGAAAGGGGCUGGCUGUAAGAAGAGUCGUAUACCACUAUUCAACCUUUUUCCAGUUUUGAUAGCCAUCUUGGUAGCCUGGCUUAUCUGUGUGGCUUUGACUGCUGGUGGGGCUUUGACUAAUGAUCCAGAUGGGUGGGGAUACAAAGCUAGGACAGACAUCCGAUCUGAUGUUCUACACAAGUCAAGCUGGUUUCGCUUCCCUUACCCAGGCCAGUGGGGCUUACCCACAGUGAGUUUGGCCGGAGUGUUUGGGAUGCUGGCCGGAGUGAUAGCCUCCAUCAUAGAAUCUAUUGGUGAUUACUACGCAUGUGCAAGACUGUCUGGUGCACCGCCACCUCCUGGGAGUGCCAUUAGUCGAGGAAUAGGUACUGAGGGCAUUACAUGUAUCUUGGCUGGUGCAUGGGGUACCGGUGGAGGAAAUACAUCAUACAGUGAAAAUAUUGGUGCUAUUGGAAUCACUAAGGUGGGAAGUCGAGCUGUGAUUCAAGUGGGAGCAAUCAUCAUGAUUAUUCUUGGUUGUUUUGGAAAGUUUGGCGCUCUCUUCCUGACCAUCCCCGAACCCAUCAUCGGCGGAAUGUUCUUUGUGAUGUUCAGCAUGGUAACUGCAGUGGGACUGUCAAACCUGCAACACGUGGACAUGAACUCCUCAAGGAACCUGUUCAUCUUUGGUCUGGCUCUCUUUUCUGGACUCGCCCUCCCUAGAUGGGUGGCCAGCCACCCUGAUGUCAUACAGACAAAUAAUGAUGUUGUGGAUCAGAUAUUAACUGUACUAUUAAGUACCAGCAUGUUAGUGGGAGGAAUAAUCGCACUAGUUUUGGACAACACAAUACCUGGAACUCCUGAAGAACGGGGCAUCUCAAACUGGCAGAAAGUGGACGCGAGCAAAGACUGUAAUGGAUCUGCCGACAUGUCUGUAUACGACCUGCCCUUGGUACAAAGAUUCUUCAACAAGAUGCGGUGUACCAAGUAUGUGCCGGUGUGUCCAACAUUCAUAAAAGAUAAGAGAAGACAGGAAACAUCAGAACCACAGGAACACAAUUCUGAAGGAUCUGAGACUUACAUACGUGCAGGAUUACACAAUCCUGCCACAUCAAAGUCUGUAGGAUUAGACAAUCAUGCUCUAACAGGGUCCGCAGGAUUAGACAAUCCUGCUUUUGUAAAGUCUGAUGUCACACACUUUUAACCCUCUUGAGACCAUAGGCGUACAUUGGGGGGAGGGGAGCAUUUGUCCCAUUUAACACCCAAACCCCCACCCCCAUCUCAUAGGGUUAUGGAUAAACCUGUCCAGACUGAGUUUAGUGUUAGAUUUUAAACUUUUUAAAAGUAUGAUUGCUUUCUUCUUGUUUCACCGGUGUUUCAGAAGAAUCGAAAUCAUUUAUUAGUCAUAAAUUCACAUACAGUUACUGUCAAACAUACUCCAAUUUAAUUUAUUAUAUAAAUGGGGAACAAACCAGGCAGAUUUUCAGGACAUAAUUUUUCUGUAAUAAAGAAAGCCCAAUGAGCCUACCAACAGGGAUCGAUCCUAGAACAACCAUGCAUCAAGCAUGCACUUUACCUCUGGGUUGUGUCCUGCCCUACUCGGGCAAUAUUGACUUCGAGCUAGUUGGUGUUUAACAUUUUGUCAUUUUAACAUUUGCUUGAGAGGAUACCUGCUUCCAAAAAAUAGAUUAUUCCUACUGGAAAAGCAGGACUUUCCUACAGGCAAGACAGUAGCCUACAUGUACAUACUCUAGCCUUUGAAGUGCCAGUAACGGGACACUGGUUGGUAUGGGCAAAAAAAAAAACCAAGUCCAUAGUUCUUUGAUCUAUCACAUUUGAGAUUAGUGCUCUACCUAUGAGCUAUGUGACAUCCCAAUGAUGCAGGAAUUAAGAGCACAUUGAUUAAUUAAUCAUCAGCUAUUGGAUGUCAAGCAUUUGGUAAUUCUGACACAUAAUCAUCAGAGUAAAUCUGCUACAUUUUUCAUAAUGCAGCAAGGGAUCCUUUAUAUGCACUUUCCUACAGACAGGACAGCACAUACCACAGAGUUUGACCAGUUGUGGUACACUGGUUGGAAUGAGAGAAAAAACAAUCAGUUGAAUGGAUCAGGAAUUAAGAAGCCUGAAUUACAUAUUAUACGUUGAUUUUGAUAUUGUGCGUCAUCUUUUUUUAUUUUGUCAAAUUUCCCAUGGUGGCUACAACAGCACCAUCUUCAUGUACACCAGAAAUAAUGGUGUGCUAUCUCAAAUAAUAUUAUGAUUCACCAUGACAUAUAAUUAUAGUUUCAUACGUGACCUCUUCCUGUUGUAACAGUGUGUAUUCAGUCCUAUCUGUUAACAAGAAGAUUUGCACUACAUUUAACAUAGUACAUGUACAAAAGGCAGUGAUACAGAGGAUGUCAUUUUAAAUAUACACUACAAUAAGCCAUUUUGUAAACAUUUUAAAGAACCACCAUUAGCCAAAAUUAAAUUUAAAAUUCCCUCUAUAAAUUUUAAUUUAAAAUUCCCUCAAUAUCCAUAAAUUAGUUAUAAUAUAUACAGUGUAAACCAGACACUCACAGGAUCAAGUAAAAAAUCCUGUUUUAAGGGGUAUUUGCUUUAGGGACUAUAGAAAAUAUCUGGUUUUAAGGGAAUUCCUGUUUACAGAUGGUGUGGGUUUUUUUUAUAUACAAUGUAGUUAACUUAUUAUUUUUGAAAUUUGAAACAAACAACCCCAGAAUUGCAUAAUCACUUCUAAGGUUGUAUAUGUAGAUUUUGAAUUGUAUGUACAGGCCUGUGGGUGUUUCCAUUUUAAUUAAUUAACUUUUGUUAAGAAAUGAACUGAAUACAUAAUGUUUUAUUUCAUAUAUAUUGUAUAGUUUACAAAUGCAAUUACAUAUUUUUAUACAUAGUUUAUACUAAUUGUCCUUUUUUAUAUUGGUUAUAAUAUUCAUAAUGCUAAAACAUAACUGCACUCUAUGUAAGAAUAAUCUGUUAUUUACUCUGUUGUUUUAGUUAUAGUUAGAAACUUUGAUUUUUCAUAUGUACUAUUGUCACAAGACACAUAAUGUAGCUAUAUCAAUGGUUUUUAUAUUAAAUAUUUUACAAAGUUA